AAGAAAAUAAAUAAAGAAAUCAAGCUGGCUCAGUGCGUGUCUCAGCAGCCUACUUUGACAGGUGCUCCUCACCCCCUUUGGAGGACUGUCAACAGCAAGAGGAUGGCAUCAGAGCUGGCAAUGAGCAACUCCGACCUGCCCACCAGUCCCCUGGCCAUGGAAUAUGUUAAUGACUUCGAUCUGAUGAAGUUUGAAGAAAAGGAGCCGGUGGAGCCCGAUCGCAGCAUCAGCCAGUGCAGCCGCCUGGUCGCCGGGGGAUCCCUCUCUUCCACCCCGAUGAGCACGCCUUGCAGCUCGGUUCCCCCCUCUCCAAGCUUCUCGGCGCCCAGUCCGGGAUCAGGGAGCGAACAGAAGGCGCACUUGGAGGAUUUCUACUGGAUGACCGGGUACCAACAGCAGUUGAACCCCGAAGCUCUGGGUUUUAGCCCGGAGGACGCCGUAGAGGCUCUGAUCAGCAGCAGUCACCAGCUCCAGACCUUCGAUGGCUACGCCAGAGGGCAGCAGUUUGGCGGCGCAGCCGGGCCGGGAGGCGCCAUGCCCGGUGAGGAGAUGGGGUCAGCGGCCGCCGUGGUGUCCGCAGUCAUCGCCGCAGCCGCAGCUCAGAACGGCGCACCACACCACCACCACCACCAUCACCACCACCACCACACGGGGCCACACCACCCCUCGUCCGGCUCCCAGUCCGGCGGCGGCGCGGGGGGGAACCACCAGCACAUGCGCUUAGAGGAGCGCUUCUCCGACGAGCAGCUGGUGACCAUGUCGGUGCGGGAGUUGAACCGGCAGCUCCGAGGGGUCAGCAAAGAAGAGGUGAUCCGCCUGAAACAGAAGAGGAGGACGCUAAAGAACAGAGGCUACGCGCAGUCCUGCCGGUACAAGCGCGUCCAGCAGCGGCACGUCCUGGAGGGAGAGAAGACGCAGCUCAUGCAGCAGGUGGACCACCUCAAGCAGGAGAUCUCCCGGCUGGCCAGGGAGAGGGACGCCUACAAGGAGAAAUACGAAAAACUCAUCAGCACCGGCUUCAGAGAAAACGGAGGAUCCAGCAGCGACAACAAUCCGUCGUCCCCGGAGUUUUUCAUGUGAGUCCCGGUGCGCCAAAAAGUUUAAAUAAGACCCUCACAACAAAAUAAACUUCUUCAUCUAACAACAAAG
Molecule: messenger RNA, 1149 nt
Organism: Thalassophryne amazonica
Lineage: Eukaryota; Metazoa; Chordata; Actinopteri; Batrachoidiformes; Batrachoididae
Product: transcription factor Maf-like
Biological process (GO): regulation of transcription by RNA polymerase II
Cellular component (GO): nucleus
Molecular function (GO): DNA-binding transcription factor activity, RNA polymerase II-specific; RNA polymerase II cis-regulatory region sequence-specific DNA binding
Source: RefSeq, a predicted model, not a curated record